This is a messenger RNA of Mytilus californianus (California mussel), 2385 nucleotides long. Its product is annotated as ornithine aminotransferase, mitochondrial-like. Gene Ontology annotation, cellular component: cytoplasm. The record is from RefSeq and is a predicted model, not a curated record. Bases 470 to 1768 code for a protein of 432 amino acids. The transcript has 10 exons. Lineage: Eukaryota; Metazoa; Mollusca; Bivalvia; Mytilida; Mytilidae. Gene Ontology annotation, molecular function: L-ornithine transaminase activity; pyridoxal phosphate binding; identical protein binding.
UUUUUUUUUUUUUUUUUUUUUUUAGACUAUGAUAAUUGAUUUAUUGGUCUAAAGCUGUUACAAUAACCUUAUUGCUACAGCUUUCACAAACAAGGUACCCUGAUAUAUUAAUAUCUUUAAGAACAGGGUGUCUUAAAGAUAAGUUUUACUUUAUAAUUGUUAGCUAAUUACAAAUACAAAUAUAUUAUAAUAUAAACUUAUAUAAUUGCAAAUCAUUUAAAUUUGCAUUUACGUAUAUUUUAUUCCGGAUUUGACCUUUACUUUUCCAUCCUUAAUCUACCUGACACAUAUUUUACUCGUUUAGAAAAAUCGUGCGUGUGUCCAGUGUGAUCAAAUAAUCGUAACCUGACAUGAUUGAAGGAUAAUAUAGUGCAUGUGUUAAUCUUAUUGAUUUUGGAUUAUAAUCAAAAGGUUUAUUAGAACAGAUUAGACAAGCGGUACUUGUCAGAACAGCUAAUCAUAACAGAGAAUGUUGAGUAAAUUAGUAAAACAACCUUUGACAUGUGCAGUCAGACAGGUGUGUGCACAGAGAUCAAGUGUCAGAACAAUCGCCACACAGACUAACAAGUCCCAGGAAGUGUUCAAAAGGGAGGAUAAGUUUGGUGCUCAUAAUUAUCACCCCUUACCAGUAGCUCUUGAAAAGGGAGAAGGUUGUUUUGUAUGGGAUGUAGAAGGCAACAGAUACUUUGACUAUCUCAGUGCAUAUAGUGCAUGUAACCAAGGACAUUGUCAUCCAAAGAUUGUCAAGGCAUUAAAUGACCAAGCAUCCAAGUUAACCUUGACUUCAAGAGCAUUUUACAACGAUGUGUUGGGAGAAUUUGAGGAAUAUAUCACAAAAAUGUUCAAAUAUGAUAAAGUACUUCCAAUGAAUACAGGUGUAGAAGGAGGAGAAACAGCCUGUAAAUUAGCAAGGAAGUGGGCAUAUAACGUGAAGAAAGUUCCAGAUAACCAAGCAAAGAUUAUUUUUGCUUCUGGUAAUUUCUGGGGUCGUACACUAGCUGCUAUCUCAUCAUCUACAGACCCUUCUAGUUAUGCUGGCUUUGGACCAUACAUGCCAGGAUUUGGCAUGGUUCCAUAUGAUGAUUUAGGUGCACUUGAGAGAGAAUUCCAAGAUUCCAAUGUAUGUGCCUUUAUGGUUGAGCCUAUCCAAGGAGAAGCUGGUGUGGUUGUUCCAUCUGAUGGGUAUCUGAAAGGGGUUAGAGAGCUGUGUACUAAGUAUAAUGUGCUAUGGAUUGCUGAUGAGGUUCAAACAGGUCUAUGCAGAACAGGAAAAAUGUUGUGUGUAGAACACAGCGGUGUAAGACCAGAUAUGUUAGUAUUAGGCAAAGCUUUAUCUGGUGGUAUAUUUCCUGUCUCAGCAGUAUUAGCAGAUGAUGAAGUGAUGUUAACAAUAAAACCAGGAGAACAUGGAUCUACAUAUGGAGGAAAUCCUUUAGGAUGUAAAGUAGCCAUUGCUUCGUUAGAGGUUUUACUUGAGGAGAAACUGGCAGAUAAUGCAGCCAAACUUGGAGAAAUGUUGAGAAAAGAAUUAAAUAAACUUCCAAAAGAUGUUGUCAAGGUAGUAAGAGGAAAAGGAUUAUUGAAUGCUAUUGUGAUUAGUGAAAAAUUUGAUGCAUGGGAUGUCUGUGUGAGACUUAGAGAUAAUGGAUUACUAGCUAAACCUACCCAUGGUGACAUCAUUAGAUUUGCUCCACCCCUUGUAAUGAAUGAAGAACAGUUAAUGGAGUCUGUGAACAUUAUAAAAUCUACAGUGAUGUCCUUCAAUUAGAAAACUUUAGCGGUAGUGAUUUUGAUUGUUUUAGGUCAUAAAAGUACACUAAAACAUACUUAAUAUUGUCCAAAAAAUUUCAAGAUAGACUUAAUUUGAUUCAAUCAAGAAUUAUUGCCAAUAUUUGGCAGCAUUAAAUAAUUUGAAGAAGAAAAAAUUCCAAGACAUUUGAAAGGGAGUAAAAAAUGUGCAGUACUUUUUUAAGUUGACAAUUUGAAAUCCACCUAUUUAAAGCAAUAGAGGUUUUACAAUAUGAAAAUUACACAGAAUGAUUGAUAAACUUAAUUUUUCCUUUAAAUGUGUAUAUCUUUAUUUUUGGGUGUUUGGACAACUUUCUUUUCAUUAUUUUUCUUUUCUUAUACUAUACAUAUAUUGAUUUGCAUUUGUUAUUGAUUGAAAGCUUAACUUUAUGAUGUUGUGCAUCAUUGUUUUCUUGUUAUACUUAAUGGAUCUGCAAACUGUUGAAACAUCUGAAGUAAUUGGUAUUUUUACUUAACAGAAUUUUGAAUUGAUCUUUUUACAACACUGGAAUUUUAUUUUCAGUGGUGAAGUCUUAAGUUUUUUUUAGAAAUAUUAAAUGAGUAUUAGCAUUUGAAUACUCUGUUUUUGAUUAAAUC